Molecule: messenger RNA, 708 nt
Organism: Drepanopeziza brunnea f. sp. 'multigermtubi' MB_m1
Lineage: Eukaryota; Fungi; Ascomycota; Leotiomycetes; Helotiales; Drepanopezizaceae
Biological process (GO): cytoplasmic translation
Molecular function (GO): protein binding
Source: RefSeq, a predicted model, not a curated record
AUGGGUAAAGAAGAGCAGAUUGAGGAGCGUGAAGUCCUGGACAGUAUAUUCCCAGAAGAAAUACAAGACAUAUCAGACACAGAAUACCGGAUCUCAGUGCCCCUCGACAUCACAAACGACGAUGGCGACAAUUCUAAACCCCCGACAGUGAUACUGCAGGUCAAAUACCCGGACGGAUACCCCGAAGAACCGCCUAUACUCGACUUGCUGCCCGAGUCAAAUGCGCCUGUGCAUCCGUACUUCAGCGUCGGGUCAGACAAGGACAUCUUGCUGGAGGGCCUGAAAGAGACAAUCGAAGAGAACAUGGGCAUGGCCAUGAUUUUCACCAUUUACUCAACCUUGAAGGACAAUGCCGAGCAGCUAAUUGCGCAACGGCAGCAAGUAGAGCGGGACGUGCAGGAACAGAAAAUACUGGCGCUGGAGAGGGAGGAGAAUAAGAAGUUCCAUGGAACGCCGGUCAAUCCUGAGACCUUUAUGAUCUGGCGGAAGACGUUCAGGCAGGAGAUGGAAGAGCUGAGGGUCAAGGAGGAAGAGGCUGAGGAGGCGGCGGAGAAGAAGAAAAACAGGGGCAAGGAGACUGUGAUGCAAUUAACCGGGAGGCAGCUAUGGGAGAGAGGUCUGGCGGGCAAGGUCGAGGAGUACGAAGAGGAUGCUGAUGAUGAGAAAGUGCCGUUAGACGGGAUGAGAAAGUUGAAGGUUGGGACAUAA